This is a messenger RNA of Aegilops tauschii subsp. strangulata, 1720 nucleotides long. Its product is annotated as sucrose transport protein SUT5-like. The record is from RefSeq and is a predicted model, not a curated record. NCBI's taxonomy places the organism in Eukaryota, Viridiplantae, Streptophyta, Magnoliopsida, Poales, Poaceae. Gene Ontology annotation, cellular component: membrane. Gene Ontology annotation, molecular function: sucrose:proton symporter activity.
AUGGAUAGGGAGGGAGACCUGAGUUUUCCCAACAAUGUUGUGUACGCGGCGAAGCAGGUCUACAGCCUCCGGAGGCUGUUCUUUGCCUGCAUGGUCGCCGGCGGCAUCCAGUACGCCUGGGCGCUGCAGCUCUCCCUCCUCUCCCCCUACUCUCAGAGUCUUGGGAUCCCACACCACCACGUUUCCCUCACUUGGAUCUGCGGACCUAUCGCUGGGUUUGUUGUGCCACCCAUCGUGGGUUACUACAGCGACCGGUGCACGGCGAUGAUGGGCCGGAGAAGACCCUUCAUCGUCGCCGGAUGUCUCAUCAUCUGCCUCUCCGUGAUGCUCAUCGGCUUCUCGGCAGACAUUGGGCGGCUACUCGGCGACACCAAGGAGCAUUGCACCACCAGCACGGGCCCUCGCUGGGCUGCCACAGCCGUGUAUAUCGUCGGGUUCUGGUUCCUCAAUUUCGCCAACAAUGCCGCCCAAGGUCCGGCUCGUGCACUCAUGGCUGAUCUCUCUGCUGGAAACUAUAUGCCCAGCGUCGGGCAGGCCAUCUUCUGCGGGUGGAUGGCCAUCGGCAACGUCCUGGGCUAUAUGGCCGGCGCCGACGGUGAAUGGCACGUGUGGCUCCCUUGGCUCAAAACUGCGGCGUGCUGCGAAGCCUGCGCAAAUCUCAAGGGCGCCUUCCUCACCGCUGUGAUCGUCAUUAUCAUCAGUACGUCCAUCACCAUGUAUAUUGCUGAAGAGAAGCAGCUCUACAAUGCCGACGUGGAGGCCUCCUCUGGCCGCCGUGGAUGCAUAUGCCGCUUUGGCGACUUCUUCAACAGCUUGAAGAACCUUCCCCCAUCUAUGUUCAAAGUGCUCGCCGUCACGGCUGUAACCUGGCUGGCGUGGUUCCCCUUCAUCCAGUAUGGCACUGACUGGAUGGGCAGGGAGAUCUACCACGGCGAGCCGCAGGGGCCCAAGGUGGCCGUCUACUACGCCGGCGUCCGCGAGGGCGCCGUCGGCCUGCUGCUCUCUUCUAUGUGCCUCUUGGCCGCCUCCUUCAACACCCCCCACCUUUGCGGUAGGCUCACGUCCAGGGUCGUGUGGUCCUUAAGCAACUUCAUCCUAUUUGGCAUCAUGACAGCCAUGGUGAUCCUUGGCUUGGUCUCCACCAAGGGGUACAACGCGUCUUUCACGGCUGGCCUCACCGGCCCUGACCCCAAGCUCAGGGUCAUCGCGCUCUCCCUCUUCGUGCUCAUCGGAAUCCCACAGGCCGUGUUGUUCAGUGUACCGUGGGCUGUUGCUUCUAAGGUUGCCGACGACGGUGGCCAAGGCCUCGCCAUUGGUGUCCUGAACAUUGGCAUCGUCGUGCCACAGCUGAUUAUCGUGCUCACCGCUGGCCCGAUCGAGAAAGCCUUUGGAAAGGGCAACACACCGGCAUUCGGCAUUGGUUGCGCCUUCGCCUUCAUCUGUGCAGUCCUUGCGCUCAUCCUCCUUCCCAAGACAAGAGGCACGAGAGGGACGUCCAAUGCCACCGCCAUGGCCUCCAGGGAGCGCUGAUAUGGUACAUCCUCAGGCACGAGAGGGACCUUGGAUGCAAACUUGUUCUCAAGCUAAGUGGGUUAUCUACGAGCAAUUAGAAGACUAGUCACAUUAUUUUAUUUCGUGAUUUACGAGCAACACGACCUGUGCACCAGUGUUUUUUCUGUAAAUAUACUGCUUAAUUUUUUGGUACGUUAUCACCCCCCAU